This is a messenger RNA of Linum trigynum, 883 nucleotides long. The record is from the annotation of a GenBank genome assembly. Lineage: Eukaryota; Viridiplantae; Streptophyta; Magnoliopsida; Malpighiales; Linaceae.
AACCCAUUUUGCUCCCUCCUCCGCCUGAACAAGCUUCUCUCUGCUUCACCCAGCUUUCCCAUUCAUUCCCAUUACCCCAAACAAAACCCAAAAAAAUGCAUGCCAAAACCGACUCCGAGGUUACCAGCCUGGCGCCGUCGUCGCCGACCAGAUCUCCCCGCCGCCCGGCCUACUUCGUCCGGAGCCCCUCCCGCGACUCCCACGACGGCGAGAAGACCACGACGUCGUUUCACUCCACCCCGUUCCUCAGCCCCGUCGCCCCGCCGCCAACACCAGCAGAAUCGAGAGAGAGAAUCGAGGGAGGAGGCGAGAAUAGGGAGAGAGAUAGUCUGGGUCUGGGAAGAAGAAUCGAGGGAGUUGGUUGUUCGAUUUUCCUUCCAGAGGAAGAAGAGAAUCGAGAGAGAGAGUAGGGAGAGAGAGAGUCUGGGAAGAGAAUCGAGAAAAGGAGUGGAAGAAGAAUCGAGAAACGGAGGGGUUAGGUUAGGAGUGUGUGGUGCAGAUUUUUUGUUGCUUUUUUUUUUAAAGGUAGUUUCCGGUUGGCCGGCUAACCGAGUCAAAACCGGAAACCGGUCGUUCGGUUUGCGGCUAACCGAGGCUCACGGACGGUCGGUUGGCGGUAGCUCUGGUCGAGGUCUCGGUUUGACCGAUAACCGACAAUUUGGUUUUCGGUUAAACCGAAACCGACCGAGUGACAGCCCUACUGUAUAGAGCCGUGGAGACUGGAGAGAGAGUUUGAAAAUGAAAAAAAAAACCCCACUUCUCUCUUAUAUUUCUUCUCAAUUUAAUUACGAUUACUAAUUUUUUGUUUCACUAGCAUUUGGUCACUGGAUUUUUAUAGAUAUUGGAGAAGGGUUUGAAGGCGAAAUAAGAGUGAAUUUUUUUA